AUGUCAAGCAAUGGACUCUCGGCUCCUGGGAGCAGUGUCUACUCGUCCGACUCUAUGUAUGUCGGCGAUGGGACCUGGGACUCGCAGAGAAACACUUUCUUGCUGCCGAAUCUGCAAGGCUUAAACCUCGCGACCACCCAAUAUAAUGGCAUGGGAAACCGAUUCCGCAAUAUGGUCGGCUACCGCUCGGUCGUCAAGGGCCACGGCAUCCUGGCAGCGGUAACCUUUCUCUUCGUCAUCCCCGCCGCCAUCUUUAUCGCUCGAUUCUACCACCGCAAUCCACGAAUGGCAUUGCGCCUUCAUAUUUGGCUCCAAAUUCUCACCGUGCUGCUGUCGACGGCCGUCUUCAUACUUGGGUUCGAAGCAGUUGGGCUGGCGAGAUCGUUGACCAAUCCGCAUCACGGCAUUGGCGUAGCCAUUUAUACUCUGAUCCUGGUACAGGCGUUUGGGGGGUGUAUCAUACACAGGCGCGAGAAAGGCAAAGAGCGAUACAAGGUGCCUCUGAAGUUAAUGGUCCGUGGGAGCUUUGUCCAGUUGCAGAGAAAUGCUAACAAAUCUGCAGCUCCAUCAAUGGCUUGGGAGAUUGAUUGCGCUCCUGGGAAUUGUGCAAGUCGCGCUCGGUCUGACUUUGUACGGCUCACCCAAAGUGCUUUUCAUACUUCAUAUGUCGACGACGAGAAAUAUACAGAAGACGGCCGAAGAGGACGUACCUGGAGGGAUCGACUACUAGGCGCUGGAGCGGCCGCCGGAGGUAUAUUCGCGUUCAAGAAGUUGUUCGACCGAAAAAAGCACACAACGACUGAGUCAGGAAGCGACGUCAGCUAUAGUCGUCCCAUAGGCCCGUCCGAGGUCACCCAGACAGACCUGAGUCGAGUCGAGGAAGGUAGAGCGCCUGCGUCACCCGGUCGUGAUCACUGGCGUCGCGUCGAAGAGAGGGAGGCUGCGCAGGCGGCAGCUAUGGCGGGAAGCCCUUUGCGCCACGGCCACCGACCUCCGCGAAGUGGCGCAUCGAUUGACUCUUACGACAGUCGGACAAGCUUUAGCGACGAGCACGACACCAAACCGGAAGAAUCACAUGGUUUACGGAAUGGAAUAGCUGCGCUUGGGUUGGCGGGAUUCCUGAGGCACCAAUGGAACAAGCGUAGGAACAAGAAAGAGGACGAACAUGUAGCAGCGAUAAAGCAGCAGGAUAUCGAAGAGGAGCGGAUUGCUCGUGCGAAAAGCCAGCGGCGAAAGUAUACGGGAGACGGCGCGCCUCCUAGGAGGAAUCGACCUCCAUCGACCAUCAUCUCUGAGAGCGACAUAUCAGGAGCCACACCCGCCAUAUCACGAACAAAUGUCCCUCCUCCGCCGAGAAGCACGACGAAUGUCACGCAAACGGAAACCAUUGCUGGACCGUCCACAGCUCCACCUGCGGACCCUCAUGGUGUGUUCUCUGACUCAGGAUCCGAAGCCUACAUCUCAGCAGGCGGCGGUCGCCACCGUCGUCACCGCAAUGGGGGUACUGGAGCCUUGGCAGCAGGUGCCGCUGCUGCUGCCGCAUCUGCCGGCUCGCCGUCCAGGAGAGACCACGGUCACCACCGUAGCAGCGGUAGCGUAGCUUCACCGCCAGUCUCUGUAAAAGUGAAGAUGCACAAUGACGGGAGGCACGUAACGCUUAGGAGGCUGAAUGAGGAGGAGGCUGCCGCGGAAAGGGAAGCAAGGCGAAGGGACCGUCAGCGAAGGAAUCGAAACGGCAGCGUGAGCUCGCUGAGCAACUUCGAAGAUCGUGAGCGCUGGCGUCGAACGGAAGCCAUGGAAGCGGCCCAGGCCCCAGCGCCCGCGCAACCAGCCGCACCGAUACCGAUGCCUGAGCCCGUCAUUCCUCCUCCUCCCCCAGGUCCGCCUCCUGGAGCCGCUUUUCCAGCAGACCACCAGGUUCCGCUCCCUCCCCCGCCACCGAUCCCGGCUGCCGCGGGUAGCGGGUUGAGCAGUCCUCUGGGUACCCAGGCAUAUGGCACUGAGACGGACGUCAGCGCCUACGAUUCGAACAGGAGGCGGCGGAGAGCGGAACGGGCGCAGGCGAAGCAGGCGAGGAUGGGCGGCGGCCGCGUGGAGUUCUCAUGA
Messenger RNA from Trematosphaeria pertusa, 2106 nucleotides. RefSeq lists its product as uncharacterized. The transcript is spliced from 3 exons. Gene Ontology annotation, biological process: chromosome segregation. The record is from RefSeq and is a predicted model, not a curated record. NCBI's taxonomy places the organism in Eukaryota, Fungi, Ascomycota, Dothideomycetes, Pleosporales, Trematosphaeriaceae. Gene Ontology annotation, cellular component: MIS12/MIND type complex. Bases 1 to 2106 code for a protein of 701 amino acids.